Messenger RNA from Pomacea canaliculata, 752 nucleotides. Its product is annotated as NADH dehydrogenase [ubiquinone] 1 alpha subcomplex subunit 8-like. The record is from RefSeq and is a predicted model, not a curated record. NCBI's taxonomy places the organism in Eukaryota, Metazoa, Mollusca, Gastropoda, Architaenioglossa, Ampullariidae. Bases 59 to 583 code for a protein of 174 amino acids. Gene Ontology annotation, biological process: mitochondrial electron transport, NADH to ubiquinone. The transcript has 3 exons.
ACUAAGGGAGAUAAGAGAAUACUACUUCCGUCAGUGAAGGUCAUCAACAAGCGAGAAAAUGCCGUUUAAAAACGAUGAUUAUUUACCUAGUUACGAGGAACUCACUGUACCAGAACUUCAGGUGACCUCAUCAGUACUUAGAGCUGGUGCUCAUCAUUUUGGAAAGUACUGUGAUGAACAGAGCAAGGAGUUUAUGCUUUGCCUCCAAGAGGAGAAAGACCCUCGCAAGUGUAUAGCAGAAGGCAAAGAAGUGACAAGAUGUGGCCUUGAAUUUUUUGGGAAGGUCAAGCAGAACUGUUAUUCUGAAUUUACCAAAUACUUUGAAUGCAUUGAUCAUAGUGAUCGUCAGAUGUCCUUAAAACACUGCCGCACAUCACAGGCUCUCUUUGACAACUGUAUGAAGGAGAAACUUGGUCAGGAUCGCCCUGAUCUUGGUUACUUUGCAUCUCGCCGCAUUCACCACACAGAGCGACCCAAGCCACAACUUGCUCCACACCCACUUCCAGAAAGAAUACCUGAUCCUCCAAACUUCAAGACCGCUCCUAAUCCCAAAUUUGAACGUCCAGUAACUGGCUACAAUUAGUAGGAUAUGUAUUUUCAGGAAUAUUCAUUUUAAUAGUCAAGAUGAAACCUGUUGAAAAACUGUAACUAGCAAGAAGAGUAGUCAUAUUCAUAUUUGAAGUUUUGGUAGGAAAAGAUGUAAGAUGCAUUAAGCUUGUCGCCAAAUGAUAAUUAAAUGGCUGUUAUCUGCA